AAAAUAUGGAAGAGAGAUGAAGAGCCGAAGGCCCGAAGCUAUGGGGAGAUGGAAAAAAACUUUCAAGACAUAUGUCAUUCACUCAUUCUCUCCAAUAAUUCAAUUCACCAAUAAAUCUGAAUUCUCCUUACGGUGGAUCAAACUUUGGACAUUCGUGGUGGAGUUUUGCAUCUCUGCAUCGAUUGUGGAGCUAAUUGCUUUUUUAUUUGGUUGACAAAUGGAGAAACAGAAGCCGACAAGCUUCACGUUUGAGAUAGAUAAUUUCUCGGAGAAGGGGGCUUUGAUAGAAUCACCAAAAUUCGUAAGCGGUGGUUGCGAAUGGUAUCUCAUGGUGUAUCCCAAAGGAAACAAUACUGUAGGUCACUUAUCUCUGUACCUCCACGUUGCCAAUACUGGAUCCCUGCGACUUGGAUGGAAAAGACAAACUAGUUAUUCCUUCGUUCUGCUGAAUCAAUCUGGCAAAGAUGUCUACAGAAAACCUGAAUUUUCGUCAUGUUUUUGCGCUGUGUUCCCAAGUUGGGGUUGGCUAAGGGCCGUGCCUCUUAAAGAUCUUCAAGAAAAUGGGUUUGUUGAGAAGAACAAACUGAUAGUAAAAGUUGAAGUACAGGUACUUGAGGUUGUUGAUGAAUCACAAGUUACUGGGAAGGAGACGUUAGAUGUCAGAGGUUUCCAAGUUCUUUAUUCUCAGGUUAAUCAUGUGAAUCGGAUUUUCUUCGACCACCCGGACAUUGCUUUGAAUUUCAAACCAAAGAGCCAAUUGGUGAAGACAACAUACAUGAAUAUCCUUCUUGGGCUCAUCUGGAAACUUAACAAGCCUGCACAUAUCUUCUCCGAGGCUGAGCUAAGCAACUCUCGCAUCGAGUUGGCUGAUCUAACAGAAACGGGCUUCAAGCUAGAAUGGUUGAAGACAAGGCUUAAUGAGAUUUGCUGGGUGAGGAAGAAAAUAGUUGAUGAUUCUGCUCGAGUCAAAGAACUUGAAGAAAACAAAAAGAAUCUCAAAGCUGAAUUGAACAUGGAGAAGGCUAAAGUUUGUUCGUUGGAGCAGACGGUGGUUGAUCUCAAAGCUAAGCUGAACAAGAAGCGAAAACCUCUCAAAGCUAAGCUGAACAAGAAGCGAAAACUAAGCCAUAGUUAAUUCUCGCAGAGGAAGGAGUCAAACCUUGUGGAUGUCUAAACUUGGGAUUCAAUGUCGUUUGAGAUCGAAGAUCCAAACAUUAGAGUAUAUGUUCAAGUUGAGAAAACACAAAUCUUAAGAAAAGGGAUGGAUCAACAAACUCAUUCUUCAUCAGCUUCAUUUGAACAACUUUUAAUGAUUUUGGUGGUUCUGGAACAACCUACCAGAGUAUUAAAUUGUAAUGAUGUGCUAUGAUAAGGUUUUUUAGUUAUAAGAUUAUUAUUAUGAGUCAUUGUUCUUUUUUUAAUUAUUAAAAUAUAUAUUUUUAGUUUAUUAACUAUUAUUAUGUUGUUGGAUUUUCUAAUUUAAUAUAAUUU
Eruca vesicaria subsp. sativa (arugula) is the source of this 1491-nucleotide messenger RNA. The record is from the annotation of a GenBank genome assembly. Lineage: Eukaryota; Viridiplantae; Streptophyta; Magnoliopsida; Brassicales; Brassicaceae.